Protobothrops mucrosquamatus (brown spotted pit viper) is the source of this 798-nucleotide messenger RNA. Its product is annotated as dehydrogenase/reductase SDR family member 4-like. Lineage: Eukaryota; Metazoa; Chordata; Lepidosauria; Squamata; Viperidae. Gene Ontology annotation, molecular function: carbonyl reductase (NADPH) activity. Bases 1 to 798 code for a protein of 265 amino acids. The transcript has 8 exons. The record is from RefSeq and is a predicted model, not a curated record.
AUGAGCAGCAGCAGCAGCAGCAGCAGCAGCGCCACGGCUGGCCGCUCCCUGGCCGAGAAAGUGGCCCUGGUGACGGCCUCCACCGAUGGAAUUGGCCUGGCCAUCGCACGCCGGCUGGCCCAAGACGGGGCUCACGUGCUGGUGAGUAGCCGCAAGCAGGCUAACGUGGACCGGACGGUGGCCGAAUUGCAGGCCGAGAAUCUCAGCGUGUCGGGCUUGGUGUGCCACGUGGGGAAGGCUGAAGACCGGCGGCGCCUAGUGGAUGCGGCCAUUGAGCGCUACGGGGGAAUUGAUAUUUUGGUGAGCAAUGCCGCUGUGAACCCUUUCUUCGGAAGUAUUUUGGACGCCUCCGAGGAAGUCUGGGACAAGAUAUUGGAUAUCAACGUAAAGGCAACAGCAUUGCUGGCCUGUCUGGUGGUUCCUCACAUGCAGAAGAGGGGAAGUGGCUCCAUCGUGAUUGUGUCAUCUGUUGCUGGAUAUGUGCCGUUUCCAAGCUUGGGGCCUUACAACGUCAGCAAGACCGCUCUCCUGGGCUUGACCCGCAACCUGGCCAUCGAACUGGCCCCACGCAACAUCCGUGUCAACUGUCUAGCGCCCGGCCUGAUCCGCACGAAAUUCAGCUCACCUUUUUGGCAGGAUGAAAAUGCAGAACAGGUUAUACUGGAAACCAUGCGGAUAAAGAGAAUCGGAGUCCCGUCGGAUUGUUCUGGCAUCGUCUCUUUCCUUUGCUCCGCCGAUGCCGACUAUAUCACCGGGGAGACGGUGGUGGUGGCCGGUGGCACCCUAUCUCGUCUUUGA